GUGUAUGUGUGUGUGUGUGUGUGUGUGCUCAUUACCUCACAUUUGACAUUUUCUAGUAUAAACACUGACCUUAUCAGGACCAGCAGAGAGCAAAACCUGGUUCUGACGAGGCAGAACCUUAUUUCUGAGGAACUGGUUAAGGUUAGGGUUGGGCAUUCACUGGUUAUGGUCAAGGUUAGGGGUAACGCUUUGUUUGGUCUGUCCAAAAUAGCAAAAUAGCUGCACAAUCCUGUGUGUGUGUGUGUGUGUCAUGUUGUUGAGGUCAGGUGUUGAAGACCAGCUGCCUAAAAAUAUCAUCUUAAACACAGAGUCCCGAGAAAGCAGUUACCAUUCAAGAUGUGUAUUUUAGCCUUCAUGAUCACUGCCGGCAGACGUCUACACACAUGCACACACAACUACUACGACACACACAUACAUGUCCACUGAGGAAAAAGUGGAGGCUCUGCUCUGUGAUCGGCCUCAAAAAAAGGAUAAGACAACUUUGGACGGUAACAAGAAGUUUUUUGACUUGAAGUGCCUGAUUUCUGCGCAGCAGAGGAAUUGAGACAUGUCCUCCUCUGUGGUGAGGUCCAGGAGUAAAAACCCAUACACGGCGGUGCAGGUGGACCCCGACAGUGACUACAUCACACCAGGAACAUUAGACCUGGAGCAGCUGUUUUGGACUGGCAGCAUGGCUCCAUAUGCUCAUUUCAACCAGGUGUGGCCCAGUGUGUACAUCGGGGAUGAGAAAACAGCUUUGGAGCGGCCUGGCCUGAGAGAACUGGGUAUCACACAUGUGCUGAAUGCUGCAGAGGGGAAGUGGAAUAACGUGCUGACUGGUGCCGAUUACUACAGAGACAUGCAGAUCCAGUACUACGCUGUGGAGGCUGAUGACAAACCCACCUUUAACAUCUCUCAGUACUUCUGCCCUGCAGCCCAGUUCGUCCACGAGGCCCUCAGUCACCCACAGAAUAAGGUGAUGGUGCACUGUGUGAUGGGUCGGAGCAGAUCGGCGACCCUGGUCUUGGCGUAUCUGAUGAUGAAACACAGAUUGACCGUCGUGGACGCCAUUGAGCACGUGCGACAGCGCCGUUGUGUCCUGCCCAACCACGGGUUCCUGAAACAGCUCAGAGCUCUGGACAUCAGUUUACAAGAGGAGAAGCUCAGAGAAAAACAAAAGAAGCAAGACCAAAACAUUACACAAGAUUUUAUUUAA
Solea solea (common sole) is the source of this 1195-nucleotide messenger RNA. RefSeq names its product dual specificity phosphatase 29-like. Gene Ontology annotation, biological process: negative regulation of MAPK cascade; protein dephosphorylation. Bases 548 to 1195 code for a protein of 215 amino acids. Gene Ontology annotation, cellular component: cytoplasm. The record is from RefSeq and is a predicted model, not a curated record. The transcript is spliced from 4 exons. Lineage: Eukaryota; Metazoa; Chordata; Actinopteri; Pleuronectiformes; Soleidae. Gene Ontology annotation, molecular function: MAP kinase phosphatase activity; protein tyrosine/serine/threonine phosphatase activity.